Amphimedon queenslandica is the source of this 803-nucleotide messenger RNA. RefSeq lists its product as uncharacterized. The record is from RefSeq and is a predicted model, not a curated record. Lineage: Eukaryota; Metazoa; Porifera; Demospongiae; Haplosclerida; Niphatidae. The transcript is spliced from 5 exons. The coding region runs from base 25 to 666 and encodes 213 amino acids.
UGUAGACUUUGGGUGGAUAUAAAAAUGAAGGUUACAACGGAAGUGGUAGUCUUUUUGCUGCGCUGUACAAAGAUGUGGGCCUCUUUACUCGUUGCUCUUUCUUUAGUUGUGCUCUCCAGUGGACAGACUCCAUCAAUUUCCGAGACAUUUGCUGCUGACGUUGAAGUUGAAAGGCACACAAGGGGUGAAACUCAUUUUGGAGUCGGUGAGAUAUGCAGGGAUCAAACCAGCCAAAAAGGUCUUGAAGCCUACAACAUCACAUUGGGAAAUGCCUCCAACUACGAGAUAGUGUACAGGCUGGAGAGAUACGACCUGGACCCACCAGUGGAAUACCACAUCAGAGGUAUCAGUCAAGAUACACACAUGCACUGCAAUAUGGAGGAUCCUCCUGAUCCCAAGCUCCAGCCAUUCUUUGGUUGGCUUGCAAAUGCUAAAGACCUUGGAGAAAUAGAACUUGAGAAUGUUAAAGUCCAUGCAUACGCUAUUGAGUUUGCUGGCACUAAGGUUGUAUUGGGUGUGGAUCCAGAUGAUGGUACAAAACCAGUGAUCCUCCUUCGAGAAACUGCUGGUGAACAGAUGUACGUUACAUUCAAGACCUUUAACACCACAGUGGAUGCAAAUGCCUUUGAUAUUCCUAAGAUGUGCAACCAACCACCACUAAAAUAGAAGGGGACUGGUUCACAAUACUAUACUAAACAUUAUUGAUUGAUUUGUUUAAUUAUUAUGCCGUACGCUGCCUAUAAUAUUUUUGCUGAUGUACACUUUAUUUUGUUGCUGCUUUAAUAAUAAUGAUAUAUAAUGCA